Cuscuta europaea is the source of this 2273-nucleotide messenger RNA. The record is from the annotation of a GenBank genome assembly. Lineage: Eukaryota; Viridiplantae; Streptophyta; Magnoliopsida; Solanales; Convolvulaceae.
CUGGUUUAUCUCUCCCCGAAUUGAGCAACACAUCCGCUCUCUCUACCUCUUGAAUAUCUGUGUUUAUACGAUUUUAUCCAAGGAUUAUCAGGUAGAAAAUAUUGCAGAGUGAGCAGCAGUAUGCGGUGGUAUAGUCUUUCAGUCGACGUGUUUAGGAAAGUCAUCUCUUUGAAUUUAUACUGUCGUGUGAUUCUGUAAAAUAUUACUUGACCCUUAUAGCUUGUCACUUCCUGAACUUUUUACCUUCUUUUGACACUUGACUUGAAAAACAUACUGUGAAGCUUCCUUCAAUGGGAUCAACUCGUUUUGUUGUCAUUCCUUGCUACGUCCGUUGGAUCAGCUGAAUAUUUCAAUCAUCUGUUAUUGUCUUUCUUGAAAAAUUAUAAGCCUUUCAAAUCAAUACAAUCUGAGGGGUAUUUUGGGGUCUAAUAGUUUUGUGGGUGAAGAAGACUGUGUGUGGGGGAGUUAAUUUGUGUGGGGAAGGGGGAGUAGUAGUUAUGGUGCGCCAAGCAGCAAGCCAGACAAGAUUCAGGGAAUUUAAACAUGAAAAUGGAGCUGAUGGGAGUGCCACCAUUAUAGUUAGAAUCAUAGCAUGCUUUCAACCUCUCCAAGUCUGUCAGGCUGAAUACUUUCGUCACUUGUUGAAACCUGUUACGUAGAUUGAUUUCUCCUUACUGCAUUCUCUAGUCAAGUUGAAGAUUUUUUAUUUUCAUUUUAUUGUCUUUUCUAAAGAAAAUCACAAGACAUAACCAGCAAUUUGUAGAAAAGGUAUGCUUUUCCAAUCCAAGAUUCUUUUAUAUUGUUAUUAUCUCUCUAAAGAUAAUAUGAUACAGAGCAAUUCUCUAUUGAUUUCAUUCAGUGCAUGUUUUUGUUCAGGUGGGUGGUAAUUGCUGCAUUAAAUGGAAAAGGAUUUUGAUUCUUGGUUCAGGCAGUCCACCUUGUGCUCUUCCGGCCCACAAUGUGGGGGCUCAUAUUUUCCGGCCAUGGGAUACUUCCAACCUAAUAACAGGUUGUUCAACAGUCUUCCUUGUUUCCACCCAUUACUGAAAUAUGUGUCUGAAGAGAACUAUCCUGUCACAACAGAUCUAAAACCCGAAACUGUCCCCGAACGUUCGCAGAGAAAAUUUCUCGUUUUUGAUCAAUCGGGUGAUCAAAUGAGACUAGUCUAUAGCCCCUCUCCAAACGAAUCAUCCCCUGAGAACUGGGUCCAGAACCCAUCAACUGCUUAUAACCAGACCCGUUUUCUUGUUGAUGAAUGUGUAGAAGAGAACAAUGAGGAAAGUGAAAUGCAGGAAGACACCGAAGAAUUAAAUGCUCUCCUCUAUUCUGACAAUGACUCUGAUUAUUCUGAGGAUGAAGAAGUAACAAGCACCGGGAAUAGUAAACCUGAGGUUGCUAGUUCUGAUGAGGAGCACACCAAAAGGCGUAAACUUCUUGAGGCUAGUUAUGCUGUGCCGUGGACAGUUGAGAGUGCAAUGUCCGAAAACCCGUUUGGGUGCUCCGGAUUAGAGGAUGACGCAGAAUCGAGUUGCAGGAAUAUGCACGGGCAUGUGUCUGGCAUGAAAAGAUCAAGGAAGGAGAAGAUACGCGAAACCUUACACGUUUUACAGAAGAUAAUCCCUGGCGGGAAAGGAAAAGGUGCAAUGGAUGUUAUUGAUGGAACAAUUUGCUACUUGAAAGGCCUGAAAGUUGAGGCAAAGAGUUUGAGGCUUGAUGCUCUCUAAAAUAUCUGGAUCCAUCUUUCUUGGUGCACCUAAGUCAUUACUACUAUAAUAAUAACCAAUGUUGCUGAAAUGCUGGAUUUUAUGUUCGACUAGACACUUCUUCUGAAUCGUUCAAUCUGUGUGAAGAUUGACACACAUUCAAUCUGAUAAGCCGAGAGACGGGAUCCUACUGUCAUAUCUUUCAACUCAUCCAACUUUAGAAGAUGAUGGACACAUGUUCAGAUCUGAUAAGCCGAGAGACGGGAUCUUCUCUUAAGAGACGUUUAGACCGUGCAAUCUUUUUCAUUCGAGCAGAAAAAGGGGUUAAGGAUUGGUCGUGAUUGUUAGAGUUUCUGGGCCAUAUUGACUUGAUGUGUCACCAUUUUGGUGGGGUGGAGUUUGGGGAAGUUUGUGUCAUGACACUGUUCCAAGAUGUAUUGGAUCAUUCAUGCAUCUCAACUGUAGUUUCCCUUUAUUGUGUGAGUUGUACUGUCAUACUGUGCAUGAAAACUUGUUACUCCCUCCGUCCCAAUUUGAUUUGCAAAAUUUUCUAUUUUGGUUGUUUCAAAA